Molecule: messenger RNA, 1126 nt
Organism: Eubalaena glacialis (North Atlantic right whale)
Lineage: Eukaryota; Metazoa; Chordata; Mammalia; Artiodactyla; Balaenidae
Gene: AKIP1
Product: A-kinase interacting protein 1
Exons: 5
Coding region: 210-833 (207 amino acids)
Biological process (GO): regulation of non-canonical NF-kappaB signal transduction
Cellular component (GO): nucleoplasm
Source: RefSeq, a predicted model, not a curated record
UCCUAGCGAGGGAGGGGGAGACGGAAAUGGAGGGGCUCCGCGCACGCCUUCGCCCCUGACACCGAGCCCGCUGGAGAGCGCGUUGGGCGGAGCCGGGGGCGGCGGUCGCCGGGGAGAUCGAGGCCCUGGGUCCGACCCCGAGCUGGAGCGGGGUCGCGGAGGCCCGCUAACCCGCCGGUGUUUGUGUGUAUGUGCCCUCGCAGGGAGACAUGGAGAACUGUUUGGCGGCCGCGGCGCUGAACGGGGUGGACCGACGUUCCCUGCAACGCUCGGCUAGGCUGGGUCAAGAAGUGCUGGAGCGGGCCAAAAGGAGGGCGGUGGACUGGCAUUCGGUGGAGCUUCCCAAAGGCAGCGUGAGGGUCAUUUCCCGGGAGCGGCCCUACAGAGAGAGAGGGCCGGCAGCCGGCCCCCAUCGCCUUCUCCCAGGAGAGAGAGAAGAAAGACACCCAACCCUCAGUGCUUCCUUCAGAACAAUGGCUGAAUUCAUGGACUAUACUUCAAGUCAGUGUGGGAAAUAUUAUUCAUCUGUGCCAGAGGAAGGAGGGGCAACCCAUGUCUAUCGUUAUCACAGAGGGAAGUCGAAGCUGCACUUAUGCUCAGACACUGGGAAUGGUCAGAGAAAAGACACCCCCCUUGGUGUCGGAGGCAUCCAUCAGGCAUCAGAGUGUGCACUAGAGGCAUCCCAGCCUGCUGAGGACAUCUCUAAGGACCUCUACAUAGAAGUAUAUCCAGGGACCUAUUCCGUCACUGUGGGUGUAAAUGACUUGACCAAGAAGACUCACGUGGUAGCAGUUGAUUCAGGACAAAGUGUGGACUUGGUCUUCCUCAUAUGAUGUUGACCAUCACAGACAUCACCUUUUUUUUGUUUGUUUUUUAAGUAUCAAGAAGAAUAAAGCUACCAUAUGUCCUCUUAAAAUUUACACAUUAAUCCUGCUUUUAAUGCUGACUGUAGAGGGUCAGCCUUCCUAGGAACUGGAGUUUGUCUCUUUCAGUGCCUAUUUUAACUUGAAAGUCCCCUCACCCUCUUCUGCCUGAAGUAAUAAUGUAAUGAUGCUGUCUGAAUAGUUUUUACUGCUUGCUUUCCAAGUAAAGGUUAAUUAUGAUAAUAAAGUAAGAAAUUUGGAAA